GACGUUAAACAGACGGAUCAUGACGGGUGUGGAUGGUUAUUGUUUGCUGUGUUAGCUGUAUUGUUAUGUGAAUUCGUAAUCCGAAUUUAAUACGUAACAUUCAAUAGUAUCUGUUCUGUUAUAUCAUACAUAAUUGUAUUACACAUAGAUUGAUACUAUAUAUUUAAAUAAAAUACAAUGGGUGAUACAAGAAAGAAGAAAAAGUUUUACUUCCGAAAACGUCGAAAUAAAUAUUUUUUAGAACCCGGCUUCAGAGGCUUCUUUUGCACAUGCAAUUUUAGAGAGAAAGACUGCGUGAAAGAAGUGUAUAAUUUACUCAACGAGUAUGCAGGUAAAUUAUAUCCAGAUUUAACAGCAGAAGAGGCGUUGCCGCCCGUGGCUACCGCGUCCGAUGAUCGUUCCGAUAGUGAAUCUGAUGAUGAGACUGAUAUUGGAGAUCUGCUUAAGCGUGAACUGGACUACAUGAAGAAAGACUCGCAAAAGUCUCUAAGACAUAAGCGCUUUCAGGUAGUUGAAACUGGAGCUUCAAAUUGUAUCUUCAUAAAGACUAAUUUGCCUAGUCCAGAAGAGCUCACUACCGCCAUAAUGAAAGAUUUGUAUACUACAAAGUUGCAGAAAACACGUCAUGUAUUGCGUUUACUUCCUAUUAUGGCAACUUGUAAAGCGAACUUGCCAGACAUAAUGGAAUGUGCAGGGAAGUUAUUUGAUAAUUUUUUUCUGAAGGAGCCAUCAACAUUUGCAGUUGUUUUUAAUAAGCGCUUUAAUAGCAGUGUCUCUCGUGAUCUAAUUAUUAAGGAGCUAGCUGAGAUGGUGGUUAUGAAGAAUGGAGAUAACAAAGCGGAUUUGAAAAAUCCAAAACUCUGUAUAAUAGUUGAAAUUAUAAAGGGAAUUUGCUUACUUAGCGUUGUGGACAAUUAUUACACAUAUAAAAAAUAUAAUAUAAAUGAGUUAAGUAAGGACGAGUCUAAUUCAGAGUUAGAAGGGACAGAAGCUAAGAAGUUUAAAGGAAAUGUCUCUGCAGAAGAGGAGCAAAAUGUGACUUAGUGAAAUUCUCUUGCAUACUAAGCUUUACUGUAACCUAUGAUUAAUCUGGGUUGCAGAGUAACUUGGGGCCCGAUACCAAUUCUAUACCAAAAUUAUCUAUGUAUAAUCUUUUCAAUCUAAUAAAACU
This is a messenger RNA of Achroia grisella, 1171 nucleotides long. RefSeq names its product THUMP domain-containing protein 1 homolog. Gene Ontology annotation, biological process: tRNA modification. The coding region runs from base 178 to 1044 and encodes 288 amino acids. The transcript has a single exon. Gene Ontology annotation, molecular function: RNA binding. The record is from RefSeq and is a predicted model, not a curated record. NCBI's taxonomy places the organism in Eukaryota, Metazoa, Arthropoda, Insecta, Lepidoptera, Pyralidae.